CCAGCCGGCGGGGCUGACCACUUGUGCCUGGGAAGGCAGCUUCCUUUCCGUCCUCUGGCUCCUGGCAUGCGUGUGCGUCGCACGGCCAAGGACUUGCAGCUGUCUCAGUUGCAGACUCUGUGACUUGCCUUCUCAGCCGAGGAUGCAGGCUGAUAAAUGCAGGACAAGUAGCCGAAGUGUCAAAAAGGAGCUGGUGAUCGAGUCCCCGCUGCGGUGCAAGGAUGCAGCCCAGGGCGAGGGGGAAGCAGAGAGCCCGGGGCCAGUGCUGGCCAAGCCAAAGCUGAUUGAGCCGCUGGACUAUGAAAAUGUCAUCGUCCAGAAGAAGACACAGAUCCUGAACGACUGUCUACGGGAGAUGCUGCUCUUCCCUUAUGAUGACUUUCAGACGGCCCUCCUGAGACGACAGGACCGGUACCAGCGCUCCACCGUGCCCCCCACCGCACAGCAGGACGCCCAGAGCCUAUUCGUGACAGAGUGCAUCAAAACUUAUAACUCUGACUGGCAUCUUGUGAACUAUAAAUAUGAAGAUUACUCAGGAGAGUUUCGACAGCUUCCAAACAAAAUGGCCAAGUUGGAUAAACUUCCUGUUCACGUCUAUGAAGUGGAUGAGGAGGUCGACAAAGAUGAGGAUGCCGCCUCCCUCGGCUCUCAGAAGGGUGGCAUCACCAAGCAUGGCUGGCUGUACAAAGGCAACAUGAACAGUGCAAUAAGUGUGACCAUGAGGUCAUUUAAAAGACGAUUUUUCCACCUGAUUCAACUUGGUGAUGGGUCCUACAAUUUGAAUUUUUAUAAAGAUGAAAAGAUCUCCAAGGAACCAAAAGGAUCAAUAUUUCUCGAUUCUUGUAUGGGUGUGGUUCAGAACAACAAAGUCAGGCGUUUUGCUUUUGAGCUCAAGAUGCAGGACAAAAGUAGUUACCUGUUGGCAGCAGACAGUGAAGUGGAAAUGGAAGAGUGGAUCACAAUUCUGAACAAGAUUCUCCAGCUCAACUUUGAAGCUGUGAUGCAGGAAAAGCGGAACGGAGACUCUCAUGAAGAUGAUGAACAAAGCAAAUUGGAAGGUUCUGGUUCCGGUUUAGAUAGCUACCUGCCUGAACUUGCCAAGAGUGCCAGAGAAGCAGAAAUUAAACUGAAAAGUGAAAGCAGAGUUAAACUUUUUUACUUGGACCCAGAUGCUCAGAAGCUUGACUUCUCAUCAGCUGAGCCAGAAGUGAAGCCAUUUGAAGAGAAGUUUGGAAAAAGAAUUCUCGUCAAGUGCAAUGAUUUAUCUUUCAAUCUGCAAUGCUGUGUUGCCGAAAAUGAAGAAGGGCCCACUACAAACGUCGAGCCUUUCUUCGUCACUCUGUCCCUGUUUGACGUAAAAUAUAACCGGAAGAUUUCUGCCGACUUCCACGUCGACUUGAACCACUUCUCAGUGAGGCAGAUGCUGGCCACCAUGUCCCCGUCUCUGAGGAACGGCGACCGGCAGAGCUCGCCUGCCCCGCUGGGCAUCCUCCACGAGGCCGCCAUGCAGUACCCGAAGCAGGGGAUAUUUUCAGUCACAUGUCCGCAUCCUGAUAUAUUCCUUGUGGCUAGAAUUGAAAAAGUACUUCAGGGGAGCAUCACCCAUGGUGCUGAGCCAUACAUGAAGAGUUCCGACUCCUCCAAGGUUGCUCAGAAGGUUCUGAAGAAUGCCAAGCAGGCAUGCCAAAGACUAGGGCAGUACAGAAUGCCAUUUGCUUGGGCAGCAAGGACGUUGUUUAAGGAUGCAUCUGGAAACCUUGACAAAAGCGCCAGGUUUUCUGCUCUCUACAAGCAAGACAGCAAUAAGCUAUCCAAUGAAGACAUGCUCAAGUUACUUGCAGACUUUCGGAAACCUGAGAAGAUGGCUAAACUCCCCGUGAUUUUGGGCAAUCUAGACAUUACAAUUGAUAACGUUUCCUCAGACUUUCCUAAUUACGUCAACUCAUCAUACAUUCCUACAAAGCAAUUUGAAACCUGUACUAAAAUGCCGAUUACAUUUGAGGUGGAGGAAUUUGUACCCUGCAUCCCUAAACACACUCAACCUUACACCAUUUACAACAAUCACCUGUAUGUUUAUCCUAAGUCCUUGAAAUAUGACAGUCAAAAGUCUUUUGCCAAGGCCAGAAAUAUUGCUAUUCGCAUUGAAUUCAAAGAUUCAGAUGAGGAAGACUCUAAGCCUCUGAAGUGCAUUUAUGGCAGACCUGGUGGGCCACUAUUCACAGAAAGCGCCUUUGCUGCGGUUUUACACCAUCAUCAAAACCCAGAAUUUUAUGAUGAGAUUAAAAUAGAAUUGCCCACCCAGCUACAUGAAAAGCACCACUUGCUGUUCACAUUCUUCCAUGUCAGCUGCGAUAAUUCAAAUAAAGGAAGCACGAAGAAGAAGGAUGUCAUUGAAACACAAGUUGGCUAUUCCUGGCUUCCUCUCCUGAAGGAUGGAAGGGUGGUGACUAGCGAGCAGCAUAUCCCUGUCUCAGCCAAUCUCCCGUCUGGCUACCUAGGCUUCCAGGAGCAUGGGAUGGGCAGGCAUUAUGGUCCAGAAAUUAAAUGGGUAGAUGGAAGCAAGCCUCUGCUCAAAGUUUCGACUCAUCUGGUUUCCACAGUGUACACUCAGGAUCAGCACUUACAUAAUUUUUUUCAGUACUGUCAGAAAACCGAAUCCGGAGCCCAGGCCUUAGGAAGUGAACUCGUAAAAUACCUUAAGAGCCUACACGCAAUGGAGGGUCACGUGAUGAUCGCCUUCUUGCCCACCAUCCUAAACCAGCUCUUCCGCGUCCUCACCCGAGCAACUCAGGAGGAGGUCGCGGUCAACGUGACGCGGGUCAUUAUUCAUGUGGUUGCCCAGUGCCAUGAGGAAGGAUUGGAGAGCCACUUGAGGUCAUAUGUUAAGUAUGCAUAUAAAGCCGAGCCAUAUAUUGCUUCUGAAUACAAGACGGUGCACGAAGAGCUGACCAAAUCCAUGACCACAAUUCUCAAGCCUUCUGCUGACUUCCUCACCAGCAACAAACUACUCAAGUACUCAUGGUUUUUCUUUGAAGUUUUGAUAAAAUCCAUGGCUCAGCAUUUGAUAGAGAACUCCAAAGUUAAGCUGUUGCGAAACCAGAGAUUCCCCGCCUCCUAUCAUCACGCGGUGGAAACUGUUGUGACUAUGCUGAUGCCUCACAUCACGCAGAAGUUCCGAGAUAACCCGGAUGCGUCCAAGAACGCCAACCACAGCCUGGCUGUGUUCAUCAAGAGAUGUUUCACUUUCAUGGACAGGGGCUUUGUCUUCAAGCAGAUCAACAACUACAUCAGCUGCUUUGCUCCUGGCGAUCCUAAGACCCUCUUCGAAUACAAAUUCGAAUUUCUCCGUGUGGUGUGCAAUCAUGAACAUUAUAUUCCUUUGAAUUUACCAAUGCCAUUUGGAAAAGGCAGGAUUCAAAGAUAUCAAGACCUCCAGCUCGACUACGCGCUCACAGACGAGUUCUGCAGGAACCACUUCCUGGUGGGGCUCCUGCUGAGGGAGGCGGGGGCCGCCCUCCAGGAGCUCAGGGAGGUCCGGGUGAUCGCCAUCGGCGUGCUCAAGAACCUGCUGAUAAAGCACUCUUUUGACGACAGAUACGCUUCCAGGAGCCAUCAGGCGAGGAUAGCCACUCUCUACCUGCCUCUGUUCGGUCUGCUGAUUGAGAACGUCCAGCGGAUCAAUGUGAGAGAUGUGUCUCCCUUCCCGGUGAACCCUGGCAGUACUGUGAAGGAAGAAUCCCUCACUUUGCCGGCAGUGAACCCGUUAGUGACGCCCCAGAAGUCUGGGGGCACGCUGGACGCCAGCCUGCACAAGGACCUCUUUGGCGCCAUCUCUGGCAUUGCUUCUCCAUAUACGAACUCAACUCCCAACAUCAAUAGUGUGAGAAAUGCUGAUUCAAGAGGCUCCCUCAUAAGCACAGACUCCGGGAACAGCCUUCCAGAAAGGAACAGUGAGAAGAGCAAUUCCCUGGAGAAGCACCAACAAGGUGGCACUUUGGGAAAUUCUGUCAUUCGCUGUGACAAACUGGACCAGUCUGAGAUUAAGAGUCUGCUGAUGUGUUUUCUUUACAUACUAAAAAGCAUGUCUGACGAUGCUUUGUUUACAUAUUGGAACAAGGCCUCAACAGCCGAACUUAUGGAUUUUUUUACAAUAUCAGAAGUCUGCCUGCACCAGUUCCAAUACAUGGGGAAGCGCUACAUCGCCAGGAACCAGGAGGGGCUGGGACCCAUAGUUCAUGAUCGAAAGUCUCAGACAUUGCCUGUUUCCCGUAACAGAACAGGGAUGAUGCAUGCGAGAUUGCAGCCGCUGGGCAGCCUGGAUAACUCUCUCACUUUUAACCACAGCUACGGCCACUCGGACGCUGACGUUCUCCACCAGUCGUUACUUGAAGCCAAUAUUGCUACUGAGGUGUGCCUGACGGCGCUGGACACCCUCUCUCUGUUCACGCUGGCGUUUAAGAACCAGCUCCUGGCUGACCAUGGCCAUAAUCCCCUCAUGAAGAAAGUUUUUGAUGUCUACCUGUGUUUUCUUCAAAAACAUCAGUCUGAAACUGCUUUAAAACACGUCUUCACCGCCUUAAGGUCACUGAUCUAUAAGUUUCCCUCGACGUUCUACGAGGGGAGAGCGGACAUGUGUGCGGCCCUGUGCUACGAGAUCCUCAAGUGCUGCAACUCCAAGCUGAGCUCCAUCCGGACCGAGGCCUCCCAGCUGCUGUACUUCCUGAUGAGGAACAACUUCGACUACACCGGCAAGAAGUCCUUUGUCCGGACCCAUCUGCAGAUCGUUAUUUCAGUCAGCCAGCUGAUAGCAGAUGUUGUUGGCAUCGGGGGAACCAGGUUCCAGCAGUCCUUGUCUAUCAUCAACAACUGCGCCAACAGUGACAGGCUCAUCAAGCACACCACCUUCUCCUCGGACGUGAAGGACUUGACCAAAAGGAUCCGCACGGUCCUGAUGGCCACAGCCCAAAUGAAGGAGCAUGAGGCCGACCCCGAGAUGCUGGUGGACCUCCAGUACAGCCUGGCCAAGUCCUACGCCAGCACCCCUGAGCUCCGGAAGACAUGGCUGGACAGCAUGGCCAGGAUCCACGUCAAGAACGGGGACCUGUCCGAGGCAGCAAUGUGCUAUGUCCAUGUCACCGCCCUGGUGGCAGAAUAUCUCACACGCAAAGGCAUGUUUAGACAAGGAUGCACCGCCUUCAGGGUCAUCACCCCGAACAUCGACGAGGAGGCCUCCAUGAUGGAAGACGUCGGCAUGCAGGACGUCCACUUCAACGAGGAUGUGCUCACGGAGCUCCUGGAACAGUGCGCAGACGGGCUCUGGAAGGCCGAGCGCUACGAGCUGAUCGCCGACAUCUAUAAGCUCAUCAUCCCCAUCUACGAGAAGCGGAGGGACUUCGAGAGGCUGGCCCACCUGUACGACACACUGCACCGAGCCUACAGCAAGGUGACCGAGGUCAUGCACUCCGGCCGCCGGCUCCUCGGCACGUACUUCCGAGUGGCCUUCUUCGGGCAGCAAUACCAGUUUACAGACAGUGAAACAGAUGUGGAGGGGUUCUUUGAAGAUGAAGAUGGAAAGGAGUACAUUUACAAGGAGCCCAAACUUACACCUCUGUCAGAAAUUUCUCAGAGACUCCUCAAACUUUACUCAGAUAAAUUUGGUGCUGAAAACGUCAAGAUGAUACAAGAUUCUGGCAAGGUCAACCCCAAGGAUCUGGAUUCCAAGUAUGCGUACAUCCAGGUGACUCACGUGAUCCCGUUCUUUGAUGAGAAAGAACUGCAAGAAAGGAAAACGGAGUUUGAAAGAUCCCACAACAUUCGCCGCUUCAUGUUCGAGAUGCCCUUCACCCAGAGCGGGAAGCGGCAGGGGGGCGUAGAGGAGCAGUGCAAACGACGCACCAUCCUGACAGCGAUACACUGCUUCCCGUAUGUGAAGAAGCGGAUCCCGGUCAUGUACCAGCACCACACAGACCUGAACCCCAUCGAGGUGGCCAUCGACGAGAUGAGCAAGAAGGUGGCCGAGCUCCGGCAGCUGUGCUCCUCGGCCGAAGUGGACAUGAUCAAACUGCAGCUCAAGCUCCAGGGCAGCGUGAGCGUCCAGGUCAACGCUGGUCCACUAGCAUAUGCCCGAGCUUUCUUAGAUGACACAAACACAAAAAGAUACCCUGACAAUAAAGUGAAGUUGCUUAAAGAAGUUUUCAGGCAAUUUGUGGAAGCGUGCGGUCAAGCCUUAGUGGUGAACGAACGGCUCAUCAAAGAGGACCAGAUAGAGUAUCAGGAAGAAAUGAAGGCCAAUUACAGGGAAAUGACAAAGGAGCUUUCUGAAAUCAUGCACGAGCAGAUCUGCCCCCUGGAGGAGAAGACGAGCGUUCUGCCAAACUCCCUGCACAUCUUCAACGCCAUCAGCGGGACGCCCACCAGCACGCUGGUGCACGGCAUGACCAGCUCGUCCUCUGUGGUGUGACCCCCGCCACGUGGGCCACGGGUGGGGACUUGCUCUGUCAUUUGCAAACUCAGGACGAGACUCCAAAGCUAAUCCCCGGGCAUGUGCCUGACGCGGGGAGACCGAGCACAAGAAGGAGCCAAGGGGAUGGAAGAGUUACAGGAAAUAAAGAACCGGCUAAUUUCAUAGCAUGUUUCCUGGAGGAGUCCUCCUCAAGAGAGCACUCAUUUUUUUUUUUAAACCUCGCUGGCAAUAUUCAACGUUUUCAUUGUGUCUUAACAGAAGUGUGUGGUGGACACUCUUCGGCUGGAGUUAAAUGUUAUUCUUCCUUACAGAAGUAGUAUUAAAAAUAUAUGGCCUAGAGAAAACACAUGUUUCAGAAUGUACAUAGCACUGAAGUCGAGGCUGGAGGGUAACCCUUGGCCUCUAGGCUAAGCUGGAAAAUCUUGAAAAUUUUUUUUUUUUUCCUGUGGCACAUUCAGGUUGAAAACAAGAACUAUUUUUGUGACUAGUUUUUGAUGACCUAAGGAAACUGACCAUUGUAAUUUUUGUACCAGUGAACCAGGAAAGUUAGUGCUUUUAUACUCACUUGCAUUUAAGAAAUAGGAAAGCUUAAGAAACUAAGGGAGCUUAAGACUAGUCAAGCAGUUUAGAACCAAAGGCCUGUAUUAAUAAACACAACUAUGCUAAACAUUUAAAGGAGUAUAGUAUACUGUUAUGUACAUAGAGUUUGUUAAUACAGUCUUGGCAUUGUGUACAUACACAUAUGACAUUUCUACAUUUUUAAUACAUCAGCUUCUGCAUAAAGUUUAAUUGUGACAGAUUUGUGCUGUUCUUAGUAUAUGCAACACUUGACUCUACUGUUUUAUUCUUGUACAUAAAAGCAGUGCAGUAUGGAGGUGUAUACAGUCUUUGCUAUGUUAGGUUUAUAAACCAUUUUAAAAAUUUCAUCCUUUUGCCAAAGUGGUGGAGUAUGUCACUGAUAAAUCAUAAAUCUUGUGGGGAAUAGUGGUGUAAUGUAAAGCCUUCACUGUGUUAUAUUUUCUUUUCAGACAUUAAUUGAGUAAUUUUAUAUUUGGGAAAAAUAAAGGUUUUUAAUUUUAUUUAACUAGAAUCUCUGCCCUGCUGUAAUUAAAUAUUCUGUACCACAUCUGUAUUAAAAACAACAUUGCUGAUUUUC
Messenger RNA from Cervus elaphus (red deer), 7619 nucleotides. RefSeq names its product dedicator of cytokinesis 9 (gene DOCK9). NCBI's taxonomy places the organism in Eukaryota, Metazoa, Chordata, Mammalia, Artiodactyla, Cervidae. Gene Ontology annotation, biological process: small GTPase-mediated signal transduction; positive regulation of GTPase activity. The transcript is spliced from 54 exons. The coding region runs from base 143 to 6460 and encodes 2105 amino acids. Gene Ontology annotation, molecular function: guanyl-nucleotide exchange factor activity. The record is from RefSeq and is a predicted model, not a curated record.